Caenorhabditis angaria is the source of this 777-nucleotide messenger RNA. NCBI's taxonomy places the organism in Eukaryota, Metazoa, Nematoda, Chromadorea, Rhabditida, Rhabditidae. The record is from the annotation of a GenBank genome assembly.
AUGAAACCAAUUGCAAUAUUAUUCGUGGUUUUAGUCUAUAAAUCUAUCAACGCUGAAAAUGCUUCUUGUGAGCCUAGUGAAUUCGAAGAUGGAAAUGAUAAUUGUAUGAUAAUUGAAGGAGGUGUUCUGGAAUUAAAGGGUGAAUCGAAGGAUGGUGAGUUGAUAUAAGUCCCUAAGCCUAACCUAAGCCUAACACUUUUUGCAGAUUUUGACACCGAAAAGCUCAAAAAAAUCACCGAAAUCCGUCAUGGUCUUCAUGUGAAAAUUGACGAUCUCGAAAUUUUCGAUCUUUUGCCAAAUGUGAAAAGAAUCGCAAAUCCCAAUGGAAAUGCCCUUCAUUUUUCCAACCACAAAAACUUGAAAACGAUCAAAUUCGAAAGUUUGGAACAGCUCAGUGGUAAAGUUGGAAUCUACUUUGAAAAUGACAAAUUUCCAAGUUUCACGGACACCGAAGAGACUUCGAUGAACAGUUUAUCAAAAUUGAACCAAGUUUUCGUUCCGAAACAUAUCAAAUGCAAGGAUAAUUUCAUCAGAGUGUUUUAUUCUGGUCAAGAAGAAAACUCGGAAGAACCCGCCAAUUUUUGGUUGUAUAUUAUAAUCGUUGCAUGUAUCAUUGUGCUUUUGGCGAUUAUUUUAUUUGUGGUUCAGAUUUUCAAAUGUCAAAAAAUGCUCAAGAAUUUGGAUGCGAAGAAGACGAAGGAUGCCGAAGAGCAAUCGAGUAAUGAGGAUCCUGGUGCAAGAAGUCCGAAUGCAGGUAGAAAAGUCAAGAGCUAUUGA